AACACCCGCAGGAAUGAGUAUGAGUUAUUUUCCUCUUGUAACAACACAUAGAUUUUAGUGUACAUCUAACCAACAAAAACUGUCUGCUGAGAGAAGUUGGGACUGUGUCCAGUCCACUGUGCUCAUCCACUGAACACAUUCUCAACUUCUCUGACAGGACAAGACCAUAUAGUGCAACGUUAAGAAGUCUUCAGUCUUGAAAACACAGUCUGAACUAUGACAACCAAAUCCCCAGAAAAAAUCAAGGAGGAAUUUCUGUCAUUCACUGAAGAAGGUGCUGUGGAUCUCUGUAGAAUAGCACGUUUCGUAAAGCAUCACUGCAACUCGACAGUUCCUCUUGUGAAACCAAGAAGCUGCACUCUGAGAAUUUGUGGGCUGGAAGAAACCGUGUACGAAGGGGAUGAAGAGCAACUUGAAGCCUGGAAAUAUUAUUACCUGCCAGAAAGGAUGGAAAUGGAAGUGAUUGGUGCCAUUGAUGACUUCCCAUGUGAUGCAUUCGGUCUGCAGCUGGUGCUUUUGUUGGGUGAAGAUGGAAGGGUCUUUGCCUGUGAGGAUGAGCUUUUGCACCUCGUAGCCAGGAAUUUGAGGGACCUGCUUCAAAAUGAAAUGGCUUUCCCUGGAAUAGAGACCUUCAAGCUUGGAGAGUGUUUUGAAGAGCCGACUGAGGAAGAAUAUCUUGAAAUGAUGGAAAGUGUUGAUGUCAAAGAAAUGAAGAAACAACACAUGAAGUUCAGAGAAUCUCUGGAGCUUGAUUUGCUCAACACUAUGAAUGAAAUCACACAGAGCCGUAAGGUUCAAAAACAAAAACAAGUGGUUUCAGAGGAGUUCACCUCAAGCACAAAACAAAGACUUCAAGAAAAUGCAUCAAUAUGCAGUUGCAAGGUGGAAAACAGAGAAAAAGUUUGGUACAAUCAAUGUCAUUACAGGGCUUUUUGCCUAUCAAACCAUGAGCUUAUUGUGUAAAAUUACAUUAAUCCUGUUCAAAUUAAUCUUUAUAUUCUGCUCUUUCAAACUGCAUUCAUACGUCUUGUAAACAACAUUUAAUCAGAAAAUAUUUCUCAGUGUCUGCUAAAGUU
Messenger RNA from Carassius carassius (crucian carp), 1076 nucleotides. RefSeq lists its product as uncharacterized. The record is from RefSeq and is a predicted model, not a curated record. The transcript is spliced from 7 exons. Lineage: Eukaryota; Metazoa; Chordata; Actinopteri; Cypriniformes; Cyprinidae. Bases 217 to 963 code for a protein of 248 amino acids.